Messenger RNA from Sinocyclocheilus rhinocerous, 1068 nucleotides. RefSeq names its product CXXC finger 4 (gene cxxc4). The transcript has 2 exons. The record is from RefSeq and is a predicted model, not a curated record. NCBI's taxonomy places the organism in Eukaryota, Metazoa, Chordata, Actinopteri, Cypriniformes, Cyprinidae. The coding region runs from base 178 to 1068 and encodes 296 amino acids. Gene Ontology annotation, molecular function: zinc ion binding; methyl-CpG binding. Gene Ontology annotation, cellular component: nucleus.
CUCGGCGUGUGUUUAUUGUGUAUUCAUCGCAGUAAUGUGCUGCUCUAGUGUCUGGAUUGUCUGUGGAGAGGAUAAACCAGGAUGGUAACGUGUUGUGUCUAACAAGCUUCACCUUGACAAAAAACAACUGCCACCCUCCCCUGAAUUUUUCUUGUGAGCACUUGAAACUUAGCAGUCAUGUCUAAUCUUAACAAUGCACUUUGCAUUGAAAGCGGCCAGAGCACCGACGUGUCACUCUUGCAAAAGGAUAAUCUUCAGGACGGUGGAUUAAGCCAGCUGUUGGAUUACAAUGCCGAAAUGGAAAGGUACAGGUCGUUUGCAAACUUUUACAAAACCAAUGGGGCAUUUCCACAGACCGCUAAGAUUGCCCGCAUAACGACACCAAUUUUUCCCAGCGCCAGAAUCGGUGUGUCCCCUUGGAACUGUGAUAACGGCAUGCUCUGGGGAAGGAAAUCAGCAGCAAUAAACCCUAAUAGGACCAGCAUGCAUAGAAACGACUCCCAAAGGCCGGGGAAACCUGGCAUGCCGCCAGAGACGCUGCAAAUGGCAAAUAAUAAUUUCCUCUCUAGCUUAUCCCCUGAACACUGCAGACCUUUAGCAGGAGAAUGCAUGAACAAGCUGAAAUGUGGUGCUGCUGAAGCAGAGAUAAUGAAUCUCCCGGAACGUGUUGGAACUUUUUCCGCUAUUCCGGCUUUAGGGGGCAUCUCAUUACCUCCCGGGGUCAUCGUCAUGACAGCCCUUCACUCCCCCGCAGCCUCAGCAGCCGUUACAGACAGUGCGUUUCAAAUUGCCAAUCUGGCAGACUGCCCACAGAAUAAUUCCUCCGCAUCCAGCGGAAACCCAGCGAAAAAGAAAAGGAAAAGGUGUGGGGUCUGCGCGCCCUGCAGGAGGCUAAUCAACUGUGGAGUGUGCAGCAGUUGUCGGAACCGUAAGACGGGCCACCAGAUCUGCAAGUUUCGGAAAUGCGAAGAGCUAAAAAAGAAGCCUGGCUCAUCACUAGAGGUGAGACGACGGCUCAGACACCACACUCCCCCUCCCUCUCUCCCUCCGUGCACUCAAAAGCAUUAA